Aspergillus clavatus NRRL 1 is the source of this 879-nucleotide messenger RNA. RefSeq names its product exosome non-catalytic core subunit RRP45. The coding region runs from base 1 to 879 and encodes 292 amino acids. Lineage: Eukaryota; Fungi; Ascomycota; Eurotiomycetes; Eurotiales; Aspergillaceae. The transcript has 3 exons. Gene Ontology annotation, cellular component: cytoplasmic exosome (RNase complex); nuclear exosome (RNase complex). The record is from RefSeq and is a predicted model, not a curated record. Gene Ontology annotation, biological process: nuclear polyadenylation-dependent mRNA catabolic process; exonucleolytic trimming to generate mature 3'-end of 5.8S rRNA from tricistronic rRNA transcript (SSU-rRNA, 5.8S rRNA, LSU-rRNA); nuclear polyadenylation-dependent rRNA catabolic process.
AUGAACAAAGAAGCACCGCUCUCCAUCGCCGAGCGUGAUUUCAUCCUCAAUGCUCUGCGCGAGGAUGUCCGGCUCGAUGGUCGCCAGGCUGACCAACUUCGCCCGUUGAAGGUUACGUUCGGGGAAGAGUAUGGGCAUGUGAAAGUGCAGCUCGGAAAGACCAGUCUUAUUGUGCGCAUCUCUUCAGAAGUCACGAAACCUCGCGACGACCGUCCCUUUGAUGGACUCUUCGCAAUUGCCUUAGAGCUCACGGCGAUGGGCUCACCCGCUUGGGACAACGGACGACAAGGCGAUCUUGAGGCAUAUGUUGCCCACGUUCUCGACCGCGUUGUGCGCCAUUCGAACGCUUUAGACACAGAAUCCCUGUGCAUUCUCAAGGGCGUCAGUUGCUGGAGUAUUCGCGCUGACAUCCACAUAACCGACUACGAUGGUAACCUGAUCGAUGCCGCCUGUAUCGGAGUCAUGGCUGGAUUGCAACACUUCCGCCGUCCGGAUGCGGUUGUCAAGGAUGGACAGGUGAUAGUCUACGGACUCGAUGAACGGGUGCCUGUUCCGCUGAAUAUUACACACAAACCUCUUUCUGUCACCUUCCACACCUUCGACGAAGGAAAACGGGUUAUCCUUGAUGCGACUCGGAAGGAAGAACAGGCAUCGGAAGCGGAUGUUGUCAUCGGGGUCAACAAUGCUGGGGAUGUGUGUUUCGUCUCCAAGUUCUCGGGCUCUCCCGUGGAUGCCUUGGUGUUUGUAACGAAGUCGUCUGUUGCUUUGGAGAAAGUCAAGGAGAUCAAUGGGAUUAUUGACAAAGCGCUACAGACCGAUCUGGCCAAGAGAGCGAAAACCGGACUGGCAGAGGAGUCGAGAGCAGAGAAUGAUCGAUGA